This is a messenger RNA of Choloepus didactylus (southern two-toed sloth), 1348 nucleotides long. RefSeq names its product small integral membrane protein 24-like. NCBI's taxonomy places the organism in Eukaryota, Metazoa, Chordata, Mammalia, Pilosa, Megalonychidae. Bases 53 to 367 code for a protein of 104 amino acids. The record is from RefSeq and is a predicted model, not a curated record. The transcript has 3 exons.
CCAGGGUGCAUCCCAGAGCCUGCGGGACGGGGGCUAGGGCAGACGGCCCAGGAUGGACGGACCCCGGAAGACCCCCGGCUGCCUCCCCCUCCUGGCAGCUCUGCUCCUGCGGCCGGCUCAGGCCCAGUCCCUGGCCGAGAGGAAGCCGUGGCUGGUGGGGCUGGGGGCCGCUGUGGCCUGCCUCUUCCUCCUCUUUGUCCUCACCCUGGUCUACGCCGCCUGGUGCAGGGAGUCCGGCGACAGCAAUGAAGAGAAGAACGAGGAGACUGUGGAAAAGGAGAAAGAAGGAGAAGGCAACCUGGGGCUGGAGCUGGAGGAGAAAGAGGGGCUCCCAAACCUGGAAAGAACAGACAGUACCCCCAUGUGAAGGCUCCCCGCCCGCCUUCUCCAGGCAGUCCCCCAGAGAUGCCCCUUUCACACCCUAUAAGCAAUGGCCCUGGUCCUGGAUCCAGUGAAAAGAUUCCUUUUGGGAUUCAGGGUAAAGUGACCCUAAAUGCAGUCCCACCCCACAUCUUGGGGCAUUAUGUGGUCUUUGUGCACCCCCUCUUCCCAAGCUUGGUCCCCACCUGCAGAUGCUUCUCAUGCUUGGAGGGUGCCCUGGCAAGGAGCUCACCCCCUCCGCCCCCUCCCCACCCCACCCCCUUCCUAGAACACUGGAGACCCUGUUUUGAUGAUUUCAAAGGGGUCAUUUGGAAUAGGGGCUCCCAGACCCUCCCCCCAGCCUUGGCUGUGCAUCUCUGGGGCAUGGGGUGGGGGGGAGCUCCCAGCACAUCCAGCCCAGGCUCCCCUUCCACUGCCAGGCAGCAGCUUUUGGGGGUGCACAUGAUUUGCCAGGCUCCCCAGAAUCCCAGACCGGGUCAGCCCUCCCACGGCGAUCUGGCUUUCGCUGCUUCUGAAUGUGGUGUUUGAGUCGGCUCCCUGGAGAUCUGGGCCCUGCCCCUCUGUGUGCUGAGUUUUGGGGUGCUGUUGGUGGAAGCUGCAUCUCCCAGGGGAGGGGCUUUUGGGGUGGGGGUGGAGGUACCCCCUCUUUCUGUCCUGAACUCCUGGUAGUGGCUCCAGGGAGAAGUUGAAGUUCCAACUCCCUCACUCUGUGACCUCAGGCAAGUUACUUAACCUCUCUGUGCCUCGGUUUCCUGCUGUAUCCAAAGGGGAUAAUAACUAGACACUACAUAACAUUGUCGUCAGAAGUGAAUGAAAUAACGUGCUCCGGAUCCGGUAUCCAGAAGGCAUCUAAUAAACGUUGACCCUCCUGCGGAAAUGGGGAAGAUGGGGGGGUGGCGAAUGAAACUCCCUCCCCCUCCUCAGACUUGGGGGAUUCGAAGGCUGGAGAGUGUGUCUUUGUGCAAGA